UGCCCCGACUCCCGGCGUGCCCCGCGCGCGGCGGGCCGGAAGCAGGCGUGGCGCCCCGAGAGUGCGCGGCGCGCUGGGCGGGACUUCCGGCCGGCCUCCCGGACAUGAAGCCCCCUGAAGCCUGAGGCGGGACUUGGAAAAGCCCACCAUGUGGCUGCCCCUGCAACUGCUCUGGCUUGCUCUGGCCUGCGCCUGUGUGCACGCUACCCUGUCCAAGUCAGAUGCCAAGAAGGCAGCCCAGAAGACACUGAGUGAGAAGACACACUUGUCCGAGAGGCCUGUCCAGGAGCGAGGGCUGGUGGUGACAGAUCCCAGCGCCGAGGACGUGGUGCUGGAACAUCGCAGCUACUGUGCGGCCCAGGCCCGGGAGAGACACUUUGCUGGGGAGGUCCUGGGCUAUGUCACCCCGUGGAACAGCCAUGGCUACGAAAUCGCCAAGGUCUUCGGGAGCAAGUUUACGCAGAUCUCACCAGUCUGGCUGCAGCUCAAGAGACGUGGCCGCGAGAUGUUUGAGGUCACAGGCCUGCACGACGUGGACCAAGGGUGGAUGCGAGCUGUGCGGAAGCCUGCCAAGAACCUGCGCAUCGUGCCUCGGCUGCUGUUUGAAGACUGGACUUUGGACGACUUCCGCAGUGUCCUGGACAGUGAGGACGAGGUGGAGGAGCUCAGUAAGACUGUGGUCCAGGUGGCCAAGGGUCAGCACUUUGAUGGCUUUGUGGUGGAGGUGUGGAGCCAGCUGCUGAGCCAGAAGCACGAAGGCCUCAUCCACAUGCUGACCCACGUGGCCGAGGCGCUGCGCCAGGCCCGGCUGCUGUGCAUCCUGGUCAUCCCGCCUGCAGUCACUCCCGGGACUGACCGGCUGGGCACAUUCACACACAAGGAGUUUGAGCAGCUGGCCCCUGUGAUGGAUGGCUUCAGUCUCAUGACCUAUGACUUCUCUGCCUCAUCACAGCACCCUGGCCCCAAUGCCCCACUGUCCUGGGUUCGAGCUUGUGUGCAAGUCUUGGACCCCCAGUCAAAAUGGCGGAGCAAGAUCCUGCUGGGGCUCAACUUCUACGGCAUGGACUACGCAGCCGCCAAGGAUGCCCGGGAGCCCGUCGUGGGGGCCAGGUACAUCCAGACCCUGAAGGAACACAAGCCCCGGCUAAUGUGGGACAGCCAGGCGGCAGAGCACUUUUUCCAGUACAAGAGGAGCCGAGGUGGACGGCAUGUCGUCUUCUACCCCACCCUACAGUCCCUGCAGGUGCGGCUGGAGCUGGCCCAGGAGCUGGGCGUCGGUGUGUCCAUCUGGGAGCUGGGCCAAGGUCUGGACUACUUCUACGACCUGCUCUAGGGCAGGCCCAUGGGGACGUGCACUCUCCCAAGCCAUGGAACAAUCGGUGCAAAAUACAGGCGUGUGCUCUGUGCCGUGA
This is a messenger RNA of Ochotona princeps (American pika), 1412 nucleotides long. Its product is annotated as chitinase domain-containing protein 1. Gene Ontology annotation, molecular function: chitin binding; oligosaccharide binding. The record is from RefSeq and is a predicted model, not a curated record. Bases 149 to 1333 code for a protein of 394 amino acids. The transcript is spliced from 13 exons. Lineage: Eukaryota; Metazoa; Chordata; Mammalia; Lagomorpha; Ochotonidae. Gene Ontology annotation, biological process: carbohydrate metabolic process. Gene Ontology annotation, cellular component: extracellular region.